This is a messenger RNA of Protopterus annectens (West African lungfish), 2621 nucleotides long. RefSeq names its product sosondowah ankyrin repeat domain family member D (gene SOWAHD). NCBI's taxonomy places the organism in Eukaryota, Metazoa, Chordata, Ceratodontiformes, Protopteridae. The record is from RefSeq and is a predicted model, not a curated record. The transcript has a single exon. Gene Ontology annotation, molecular function: protein binding. The coding region runs from base 723 to 1865 and encodes 380 amino acids.
AACUAGGCUAGAGCUGUGCACCAGGCAAAGGUCGGCAGCAGCAGCUGUCUCAUAAACAAACUGUCAUUCUACUGGUUCUGCGGUUGUCAGUCUGCUAGCAGGAAAGGUACAAGUGUUGAGGCGUGGAAGACCUAUGCACAUACCCCCAAUCACCCCGAACCCCGGUAAUCUGUGGCAUCUAAUCAGUUGUUUAAAUAAGGUGCUGAUGAAGUGAGAGCUCUGAAUGGAGAUGUACGUGCUGAUAUUGGUGUCACUCAGGUGUUAAGUUGCCUCAAACAAUCCUGUUCAGACAGACAGAGGGCGUCUGCACUACUCGUACUAAGCUCGUGCACAACACCGAUGGGGCAGGUGCUGAUGUUAUUAAUCGAAAGCAACAAUAACGACUGUUUGGCAUUUCUUGGAGUCUGAUGAUCUCUUGGAUUAUUCUAACGAGAACGCCACUUCGUUACUCUCCGCUGGGUUAAUGAUUAUGCUGGGAGUGCUGUACAAAAGCCGAACAUGAAAUGGUCAUAGAUGGUUCUCUUUAAUGCUUAAACGCUUUUUUAAGGAAGGAAGUAUAUUUUCACAUGCUCAUAGUUCCCUUUGUAACAGCUGAUCAAACUAACAAGUUGAAAAGCCUUUGGUGCAAGAAGUCGUGGCACCAACAGACUGCAUGCAUUUGUUACAAAGCUGUACAGCUGUCUGCUGCUGGAAACUAGAGCAAAGAACAGCUUAGAACCAACAUGACCAGCUCACUGCACUCUGGGGAGACUAUACCGUGGGAGCUGGAACCCACAACAUCAAUGCCAACUGAUACCGACAUGAGAGAUACCACAUCGCACAACCUUGGACUUAGCUGCCAUCCCUCCAAUUCAGUAAGUAAGUCGGUGACCCCAGACAUUAAAUCAGAAGAAGCUCCUGAAGUAGAAGUGUGUCCUGGUAUAAUGCAGAGGGUAAACGUGAGACGGUCUCAACUCAAACUCCAGGAAAAACGAAGAAGUGCUAUCAGAAGCAGAGAAGUAAGUAUGUUGUUAGCAGAUGGCACCACAGUAGCACAAAGCAGUACCUCUCCCUCUCUUGGCACACGCAAAAAACAGCUGAAGGACAUGGUACUUAAGGCUGCUAGCAUGAGUAGCAUAGAUUCCACCAACACCAUCUGUAGGGAUUCAAAAACAGAAACCAGGGAUCCGAGUAUGCUGGGUGAGGAGUAUGCAGGCAGCGAUGGACUGCUGGCGUUAGAUCCACUCGAACAUGAGUGGAUGUUAGCUGUGGCUGGAGGAGACUUCGAGGUCCUCUCCGAGUUCUUGACUUUAGAUCCGACUCUUAUUUCCAAGAAGGACUUCCUGACAGGACUAACCUCCUUGCACUGGGUGGCAAAGCACGGCAACCAUGAAGUUCUGAUUCAGCUGAUGAAGUUAGCUGAAACGCAAGGUUUACCCGUCAACGUCAACAUGAAGGGGAGUGGGGGCCACACACCCCUUCACAUUGCUGCUAUGCAGGGUCACCAUAUGGUUAUCAAGGUGCUGGUGGGCGCCUUUAAUGCGGACGUCACUAUCCGGGAUAACAGUGGCUUCAUGGCUUGGCAGUACCUGCCUGCUGAUGCUCCAGAGGAGCUGCAAGAACUCGUCGGGGCCAUGGACGAGGCAAGGAACUUUGGAUAUUUCAAUAAAAACAACAACAGCAAUGUCCAGGGCUGCGAGUUUGCACCCUGGCCUGGUUCUGCGCUUGCUACCAGGGGAGGACCUUUCCACAUGGCUCGUUUGGACCAGGUAGAUGCUGCAGUUCUAACUUCCAACCGCCAGUCCUGGACCAAAUAUUUUCGGUCAAAACUGCUUAAGUCUUUACAGGUCAUAAAGAUGAUUUCAGACACCAUUUUUGAGUCGUGAACCACGCAAACCAUUAAUCAAACUACAACGAUAAUGCAGUGUACAGUCAUUUUUGUUUAACCUUUAGACCCAUACCGGAAAUUUGUAGUGCUAAAAAUCGCAUCUGAGAUUAAGGAUUACAGGUGCUGAUGAUUGAUAUUUGUUUUUAUGAAGCAAGAAUGCUGUCGAUAUUAAGUUAGAAGUACUUUGCCUCAGCAUGUUUCAGGCAGCUGUAGUUAAUUAUUACACAGCCUUUGUUGUUAGUGUUAAAAUAAAUACAUGGCACACUGAUCUUUUUAAAAGCACCCAAUUUAACAUUUGCUGCAAAUGUCUCAUACAAGUACGCUGGAAUCCCGUUUUAGCACCUGCCUAAACUCAGUUGAGUUGGUCCUAUCUUCACUAGCUGCAAUUUAUGAUACAGGAAGCUUCAAGUACUGUAUAUUGAUAUAAUUAACCUUAUUGCAUUCAUUAAACUACUAUAUCAUAUACAGUAUUCAUUUAUUUAUAAACAAUUGUGAGAAGUAAUAACGAGUACCAUAACUCUCAAGUGCCUAGCUCACAGCUGUCCCUGAUUUUGGAGAACUACCUUCAUUUUGCUUCACAUUUUUGCCCUGUCCCUAGUAAAAUGUUUGAUUUUCUAAUAAAUCACCAGGGAUAACCAAUCAGCGAGGAUGUCAAAUACUAGAGUUUCAUGCAUAUUCUUCAGAAAAUACAUGCAAAUGGAAAAACUGUUGUGAUUUUAACUUUCUAAGUGAAUUAAACUAAUGUUUAAAAACA